Lathyrus sativus (Indian pea) is the source of this 1383-nucleotide messenger RNA. Lineage: Eukaryota; Viridiplantae; Streptophyta; Magnoliopsida; Fabales; Fabaceae. The record is from the annotation of a GenBank genome assembly.
AUGGGAAAAAUUCCUCCUGCAUUUCGUUCCGCACUCUCUAACCCUAACCUAAUCAAGCCAUCUUCUUCCAAACCCCGUCAUUUCCCCAACAAAACACCUUCCAAUUUCCCCGCUAAAUCCCGAAAAUCCCAACCACAACAACCCCAACCUACGAAACCCUUGUCCCCAUUCAAAUCCCCAAAUCUCCAAGACGCUAAAACCCUUUUCAAUUCCAUCGUUGACACCUCUAAUGCCCCCAAUGAUUUCCGCUUCCAUAAUUCCCUUCUUCAAUCCUACGCUUCUAUUUCCACCAUCAACGAUUCCAUCGCUUUUCUCCGUCACAUGACCAAAACUCACCCUUCUUUCUCCCCUGAGAAAUCCACUUACCAUAUCUUGCUUACCCAAUCCUGCAAAUCCGCUGAUUCCACUCUUUCCCCAAUUCAUCAAACCCUAAAUUUGAUGGUUUCUGAUGGUGUAAGUCCUGAUAAAGGUACUGUUGAUUUAGCUGUUCGGUCGCUUUGUUCGGCUGGUCGUGUAGAUGACGCGGUUGAGUUGAUCAAAGAGUUGUCUUUGAAGCAUUGUGUGCCUGACAUUUACACUUUCAAUCUCCUUGUUAAGAAUCUAUGUAAGUGCCGCACAUUGAGCUCUGUCUAUAGUUUUAUUGAAGAAAUGCGUAGCAAAUUUGAUGUGAAGCCUGAUCUUGUUACUUAUACAAUUCUGAUUGAUAAUGUAUGUAACACUAAGAAUUUGCGCGAGGCUAUGAGGUUGGUCAAGGUUCUCCACGAGGAAGGUUUUAAACCAGAUUGUUUUGUUUAUAAUACAAUUAUGAAAGGUUAUUGUAUGCUCAGUAGAGGGAGUGAGGCAAUUGAGGUUUAUAAUCAAAUGAAGGAUAAUGGGGUGGAGCCUGAUCUUGUUACUUAUAACACAUUGAUUUAUGGGUUAUCGAAAUCGGGUCGGGUUUUGGGAGCUAAGAAGUUGUUGCGUGUUAUGGCGGAAAAGGGUCAUUUCCCUGAUGAGGUGACUUAUACGUCUCUGAUGAAUGGGAUGUGCAGGAAAGGUGAGUCCUUGGCUGCAUUGGCAUUGUUGGGAGAGAUGGAAAUGAAGGGCUGCAGUCCGAAUUCGUGCACGUAUAACACGUUGUUACAUGGGUUGUGUAAGUCUAGGCUGUUUGAUAAGGCCAUGGAGUUGUAUGAAAUGAUGAAAUCAGAUGGUCUGAAGCUUGAUAUGGCUUCUUAUGCUACAUUUGUCAGGUCAUUAUGUAGAGUUGGUAGAAUUGCAGAUGCUUUUGAAGUAUUUGAUUAUGCAGUCGAAAGCAAGAGUUUGACAGACGUUGCCGCAUACACGACAUUGGAGAGCACACUUAAAUGGUUCAAGAAAGCAAAAGAAGAAGGCCUUAAAGUUUAA